AUGCAGGCUGCUUGCCGCCGGCCGAAGUUCACGGAGCUCACCGCGACAAAUCUCAAUAUCCUCUGCAACGCGCUCCAGCUGCGCGUUCCGCGUCACGGGAACAUCAUCCCCGGCAUAUCGUGCACGGUGCUCCGGUGCAGAUCCGGCGUGACGAGGACUAUUCCUAGCUCGUUGUCCUCGACGAAAGCGACCUGCCUGCUCUUCCUAGGAGGGGACUAUGGCGGCAAGGUGGCAGUCGCUCAGGAGCUCGCGAGGCUCGUGUUUGGCUCAUACGCCGAGUUCACCACGGUCCAGCUUCAGGGUAGCCCUAACAUUCGCACACACAACGGCAAGCUCGCCCUCAAGAGGCAGAGAUCACCGGACAAUGACGGCGACCUCGAAGAGAGGCUGUUUGAAGCGGUCGUGGAGAACCCUCACCGCGUUAUAUUGAUGGACGGCGUCCACCUCCAGGAUCGCGAUUUGGAGAUGCACAUCAUGGGGGGAGGAAUGGUGAGGGGAUGCAACGGUGAUGUGGUCAGCCUGGAGGAUGCCAUCAUAGUGCUGAGCGCCUCUGACGUCUUGGACUCGAGGAGGUACGUGGCUUCACCUUCCUCUCCACGGGCGAAACGACGGUUUGGUGGACAGAACCGUGAGAAAGGUGAUGACGGCACGGAGAUGAAGCGUCGUCAUGGCUGUGAUUUGAAUGUUUGUGCAGUGGUUGAGGAAGAGGAGGAAGAUAGUUUGGCUGAUGACGAGGGGAUCCAGAAUGUCGUGGAUGGUGUUUUCCUUUUCAAUUAG
Triticum turgidum subsp. durum (durum wheat) is the source of this 777-nucleotide messenger RNA. The record is from the annotation of a GenBank genome assembly. Lineage: Eukaryota; Viridiplantae; Streptophyta; Magnoliopsida; Poales; Poaceae.